Messenger RNA from Momordica charantia (bitter melon), 420 nucleotides. The record is from RefSeq and is a predicted model, not a curated record. NCBI's taxonomy places the organism in Eukaryota, Viridiplantae, Streptophyta, Magnoliopsida, Cucurbitales, Cucurbitaceae.
AUGAAAAAUGUCACCGGAGCUCAUGAAGAUUUUUUGGAGCCAGUUUCAGUGGACCUAAACAGUACAGAGCAACUGUAUGGCAUAGAAUACGAAGUCCGCGUGAUCAAUGGCUUCACAAACAAUUCCUCACUGCCUCUGGUGAUAUGGUGUGCGUCCAAAGACAAUGAUAUUGGCGGGCGUGCGCUCCAGGAGCAUGAUGAUUUCGGCUGGCUCGUCAGGACCAACUUCUGGAUUUUUACAACCUCUCAAUUCUCAUGCACGGUCAAACUGGACCGGACGAGGAAGAGUUUUGAUGCAUUCAAGGUACCAAGAGAUAUCUAUCGCUGUAGUCCUCUCAGGAAAUGCUCUUGGCUGGUUAUGGAAGAUGGAUUCUAUUUCAGUGACGACGAAGUAAGCUGGAAGAAGGAUUUCUCGUGGUAA